UUUGGAAUAUUAUUGAGAGCAAUUACAAAUUUGAUAAUUCCAGUUAAUAAGCCCAAUUAGCGAGAUUUUGAAUAAUUACCAAAUAUUAAUGCCAAAUUUGCCGGAGGAGGUUUUCCUGAUGGAUGGCGUUUCUGUACGGUCAGGCCGAUCAAUCAGGUCCGUACGGACGACGCACACUACCCACACAGCGACUACCACAUACACGAUCAACACUGUGAGUUCUUCUGCUGCUGGUUUUUCGGCGGUAUCAUCUCCCGUGUUGCCAGCUCCACCACAGCUGUCCAUGAACACGAGUUUAGAGACAUCCACUACGACAUCUUCUACAACACUAGCUCCAGGGCCACCAGUUCAAGGCUCUUCACUCCGUGCGAUCGCUAAUGCUACUCGAGUCAUGUCUUCCGAUCCAUCUUCGAUUCUCAGUGAUCCUGGAGAGACAGGACCAUUGAUUAAAUCGUUGGCAAUGGAUCUCAUACGGAAUGCAAGGGAAGAGGGUGUGGUGUUCAGGGAAUCUCGUCCUGCGCGUACGAAAGGUCAAAAGUUGAAGACAAAUAAUAUCCACCCAAUUAUGGAAGGUGUAAAUUCCCCAAUUAUAUCUGACGCCAGCGCAGCUUCGUUUGCAUCAUUUAGCACCGAUGGUGAUAAUGCAAGUAAUGCGAUUCCGCAUACUAGUGAUGCAGCGAAGAAGCUUUCUCGUGCGCUUGGGCUCGGCUCUGCAUUGGAGGUAAAUUCUAAACCGACUCGCGGCGGCGGGUUCAAAAAUACGGUCAGUUCCAUUGUCCCUCUACCUUCACCUUCCAUAUUCGGUGGGUUUUCCUGGCAAAGUACGACACGACCUCGGAAAGGAGGACCUGCUUCAGCAUCCAGUAACACUCCUGGAGGGACUAGUUCUGCUGGAGCUAUUGAUGACACAACCUCAGGGGGUAACAACAAAUCUUCUGCGCAGGACGGUGGUAUCAGUGCCGUUUCGCCCGUCUCUAGCGGGGGGAAAAAUCGAAUACCCAAUGCCCCCUCAGUCCCACUAGAGUCUAUCAUCCCAGCUAUUGCUAAGCCUCCAACACAGUACCUCUCGCGUACCUACACUCCACUGACAUCGAGGAAUUUUCGAUUCGACAUCAAUACUAUUAAUAAUGCUCAUACUAGCAUUGUCAGUCCUGGACCUGGGGGUGCUCCUGCUUCAGCAAGAAGGCUUUCAUUUCCUCUUCCCCCUAGCACACCCACUGGGUCUUCGUCUCCGUCUGGUUUGGUAUUGCUGACAGACCGAUAUGGGUUCAUGUAUGAUGUGUGUCAGUACGAUGUCCUUCUCCUCCUGAGGGCACGUCAUUGUAAAUGUACUGCUCCCGCUUGCUUAACAGGAGUUAAGAUAGCGGAUAGGGAAGAGGAUAACACGUGGCCUGAUUCGGAAGAAGAAGAUGAGGAUCAAGAUGGACAAGCAAAAAAGAGCAUUCAGAUUGUCAAGGAGGGUUGUGAGUGUAAUGGAGAUGGCAAUGGUCCAGACUCAGACAAAGAACCCAAGACGAUCGUAUCAAACGAGGGCGAUGUUGUAGACGAUGGGAAGAGUAUCAAGAGCAUUGCCACAACGCAGUCAUCUCUUGCAGGUUCGAAGAAAGGGUCAUUGAAAAACAAGUCCCGUUCAUCCUCUCAAAAAGGUCUUCCACAUGCAACAAACACCCCUUCUGGCUCCCCCCCAAUCCUUAUUGCGUCUUCCUUGACCAACUCCGCUGCAUCGAUCCUUGCUGUCAACGCAGAUACUCCGCGUCACGCAUGUCCUAACACCGUCCGACGGCUGCUCAAUGAUCUCACGUCUAUACAUGACCAGCGGCAGGAAGCUCAGAGAAAAGACUGGGACGCGUUUGUUAGGCAACGAAGUACCGCUAAAGCACGCUCACAACAGUCACAGGCAAUGAAGUCUGCUGCUGGGAAUAGUGCUAGUGGAAGUAACGGUGGAGGGGCUGUAAGUAGUGCCGCAGUAUUACUUGGGUUGGGUGUGAAAUCAUAUGAUGCCGGUGAAGAAGAUGAGCUUGAUCACAGUGAAGGUCUGAUUGGCUUUGCUCAAUUAGGUUUGCCCGCAAACAAGGAGGAGAGAAAAGAAUUUGCGAGGUUGGUGAGGAAGGGUAUUCCGUUGGUGUAUCGGAGCAAACUGUGGUUGGAGUGCAGUGGUGGGCUGGAAAUGCGCGAACCUGGGCUGUUUAGAGACUUGUUGGCAGAUGUUGCGAAGGACCUAGCGCAGGGCACUGGUGGUGGUGUUUUAGCAGAAAUUGAGAAAGACGUGGGGAGGACGAUGCCUUUGAACAUGUUCUUCGGUGGAGAUGGUCCUGGGGUGGAUAAGUUAAGAAGAGUGUUGACUGCAUACAGUUGUCGCAAUCCGGCAGUUGGUUAUUGUCAAGGCAUGAACCUCGUCACCUCAACCCUUCUUCUCGUUCAUGCUGACGAAGAAGAAGCUUUUUGGGUACUUUGUGCGUUAGUGGAGCGUAUUCUUCCAGAGGAAUUUUUCUCUCCGUCCUUGCUUCCCUCCAGAGCUUGUCCUCUUGUUCUACUAGAUUACGUACAGGAGUACACGCCCAAGCUCUCUGCACAUCUCAACAACCUUGGAGUAGAUCUGCCAGCGAUCUGCUUUUCUUGGUUCUUAUCACUCUUCACGGAUUGUCUUCCUAUUGAGACAUUGUUCCGCGUUUGGGAUGUCUUUCUAGUCGACGGUCUCGACGUCUUGUUCCGGGUCGCUCUAGCGAUUUUACGCUCUAACGAGUCGGAGCUGUUAGCUUGUCAAUCCAUUCCUGCUGUAUAUGUUGCGCUAGAGAAUCUGCCCACUAGGAUGUGGGAGGCUGAUAAGCUUCUGCAGUUUGAAGCUGAUCUCAGGAGCUCUGUCCUGCAUACUGACCUCGUGCAAAAGAGGGAAACACACGUCACUUCUCUUAAGCAAUUGCUAUCAUAAACGCUGCACUCGUCUGUCCAGUAUAUAUCAGGUAUGUAUAGUCGAAAGCAAAGAGACUGCUUUGUAAAAUGGCUUCACUAGUCGGACGAUCUCAACAUAUUUUUUUAAAUAAUGAGUCUGAGUGCUGUAGAAUAUCCCAAUAUUUACGGUGUAAUGGAUGAAUUCUUUGGUCCCCGGUCACUAGUAUAAUUAACAAGGUAUUCGCGGGUGAAGCUUGGGUGAAGGCUGAGUGAAGCUAGCCAAUACCAAGCUUUUUGGCGCCCAAAAACAAGGCGAAGGCGCU
Molecule: messenger RNA, 3212 nt
Organism: Lentinula edodes (shiitake mushroom)
Lineage: Eukaryota; Fungi; Basidiomycota; Agaricomycetes; Agaricales; Omphalotaceae
Product: rab-GTPase-TBC domain-containing protein
Exons: 5
Coding region: 89-2929 (946 amino acids)
Source: RefSeq, a predicted model, not a curated record